AGGCAGGGCUCUCCCGCCCCGGCACCGCCAGACGUGCCGGGAGUCACAGGGUGGAACACGUAGCGCCCGCCACCCACUCGCUCCCAUUUAACCCAGCCGGCCGCCUCCCAGCGACGCCUCAGCUCGCGCCCUGCCCCGGUGUGCUGCGCGGAGAUGAGCAGCGCGGCCUGAGCGGUCCGCAGCCGGUCCCGACGCCAGCGGCUUUCGCAGGGUCCCCACCACCCGCGGGGUUCUCCCCAGGAGCCGGCCGCUGGCUGAUUUCGCUGCUUUCGGCGAGAAUUAAGUUUCAGCAGAGCCCCCCCGCCCCAGUCCACCCCCCCUUUGCACAAAGCCUCCCGAGCUGCAAUGGAAAUGAUCCCCAGCGCCCAGCCCCCUCCUGCCUGCCUGGGCAAGCUGCCUGCGCUGGAGAGCACCGAGAUGCCCGGGCUGGCCUUUUCUCACAUGUAUCAAGUGUACAAGCCCAGGAGAGGGUUAAAAAGAAGUGAAGACAAUAAGGAGACCUAUAAAUUGCCCCACAGACUGAUAGAGAAGAAGAGACGUGAUAGGAUUAAUGAGUGCAUUGCCCAACUGAAAGAUCUCUUACCAGAACAUCUCAAACUUACAACUUUAGGUCACUUGGAGAAGGCUGUAGUUCUUGAACUUACCUUGAAGCAUGUGAAAGCACUAACUAAUCUCAUUGAGCAGCAGCAACAGAAAAUAAUUGCUUUACAGAAUGGUUUACAAGCUGGUGACUUGUCAUCAAGAAACCUUGAUACCAGCCAGGAAAUGUUUCGAUCUGGUUUCCAGAUGUGUGCCAAGGAAGUGCUGCAAUACCUGGGAAAGCAUGAAAACACCAGGGAUCUGAAAUCUUCCCAGCUGGUCAGUCAUCUGCACCGAAUGGCCUCUGAGGUCCUCCAGGGCGGAGCCAGCCGAAAAUGUGGAGAUGCGCCCCCGAAAACAGUGGACUUGAAGGAGAAGUCUGGCUCUUUGCCCAAAACUGCUGAGGGUUACGGCAAGAACUGUGUUCCUGUUAUACAGAGGACUUUUGCACAUUCCAGUGGAGAGCAGAGCGGGAGCGACACAGACACAGACAGUGGGUAUGGAGGAGAGCUGGAGAAAAGUGACUCAAACGCCGAUCAACAGUAUUUUCAAAAGGAUACGGGACUCAACUAUGCCAUGCAAGAGAGAAUAAGCUCUAUUAAGCAAGAGACUGAGGACCCACCAGCCAAAAGGACCAGGAUGGAAACUUCAGAAGACGAAGGCCAUUUUAGCAGUGAUCUGAUUGGCUCUUCAAGUAGUUUUUUGGGCCCUCACCCACCUCCUUUGUGCCUGCCUUUUUAUUUGAUCCCACCAUCCGCAACUGCCUAUCUGCCUAUGCUGGAGAAGUGUUGGUACCCGGCUUCCAUGCCCGUCUUGUACCCAAGUCUCCCAGCCUCUACUGCAGCACUUUCAGGGUUAAUGAGCCCAGAUAAAAUCUCUCCAUCUCUCCUGAUGCCUCAGAGACUUCCUUCUCCACUACCAGUCCAUUCCCCUAUCGACUCCUCAGCUCUGCUUCAAGCUUUGAAGCAGAUUCCUCCUUUGAACCUGGAAACCAAAGACUAAGCACAGUGUGACCAUUUUCUUUUUCUUUUCUUUUUUUUACGUUUGAGACUCUUUCAGUUUCAUAUACCGGCUGGACUGAGGUGUGGGGAUAAGGUUCACUGAGACUAGGAAGCGAAAUCCACUUUUCUCUUACUUGUCAGAUAGCGUGGGAAAGGAUGAAGGAAGCACCCAGGUUAGCCAUUCGGGGGAGUUUUAAAAGGAAAAAAAAAACCAAAACGUUUUCUUUGUGCUUUACCCUUUACCCUCCCCAUCUACAGAGCAACAGCUGACUUAGUCAGUGAGGAUUAUAUUUCAAAGCUGUGAAAAAUAUUCCAUUAGGCAGAUCUAGGUUUUAGGGUCUGUGAAUAUAAAAAUAUGGUACUUCUUAUGAGGGCUUUUCAAAGCAAAGACCCACGGCCAAAUUUGUUGCCCCACCCAUUUGCCAGCAUUUGAAAUGAUACACACAUGCACCGCAGUUGAAGCAUUGGUGUUAGUCCCACUAAAAAGAUUCAGAGUAGCAAUCACUGGUUGGUGAUGCACAGUCAGUGGUUCAGGGAGAUUGAAGACAAGUUUCUCUCCACACCUCUGCUGAACGUUUAAAAAACAAAAUGAAUAAAAUGUAGAUGCUGCUUAGAAGCUUUACAUGGUGUACUUCUAAUUAAUAAAUUAACAUGCAUCCCUUUCUGUAACGCAAGCUGCUAGUUGGGGCAGGGGAAGAGGAAAAUAUCCCCAUGGAUCCCUUUGCUUGUUGCACCUAACUGUAGACCACUCUUUUACUGCUACUGUACAGGUGUCUCUGGGUCUAGUAUAUCUGAAAGCAAAAUGGUUAAAAAGCCACAUCAGUGGGGGAAUAGCCAGCAGCUGACUGUUUCACUCCUGGGCCAAAUCCAGAGCUCUUGUAACAGGGUGAGAUUCAAUUGGAGUCAACAGAGUUACACCCACUGAAUUGGCCCCCUUGAGUGCCUUUGAGAAUUGAAAACUGUUUUGUUUUGUUUUUCAAAGGAACCUAAUCCCAGUGGGAUUUGGGUGCCCAAAUCUCUUAGGAUCCUCUGAAACCCUGGUCCAAAUUGCUAUUUUAAAUAGAGUUAGAAUUUGUGAAAAUUUCCCUGUUAACAAAUCUUAGAACUAUUCAGGCCUGUGCAGUUGCUUCAGUGAUGAACACUGUGUCCAGUUAGGCUUUAAAAGAAACUAACUGCAAUAAGCAGUGUGGUUUUUUUUCUGUAUUAAUUUUGAGAAAUUGUUUCCAGAGUAAAUGUCAUAUAGAUUCUCAUUUCAUUCUACCAUUGCACCAGUUGUUAAGAUGCACUGUGCUUGAUUGCAGAUUGUUCUCAUGUUUAUUUUAUUGUUGUGUUGUUUUUUUUUUUGGUAUACAGUUGUUGCCUUUAUUUGUAAAAUCUUGUUAUAAAUAUAUCUGUAUAUAUAAAAUAUAUAUAUUAUAUAAAUAUAUUAAAGAGUUUCAGAGGUCUAUUAUUUGUAUAACUACUUGAGCAUAAAGAAGUGAGAAAUAUGAAUGUAUUCCUGAUUUGGGGUUUUUGUUUUUUGAAGAGGUUUUGUUUUGUUCUCUAGGGAGGGAUACAGUGUUUAUAUUUUGGAGCCUUCUCAAAGGUGGGGUAUUGUAAAUAUUUUUAUCUUGAAUAAAUGUUAAGUAGUUGUUUUUAAAAUACUGAAUAAAAUUAUUUUCCUGUGGAA
Messenger RNA from Chelonia mydas (Green sea turtle), 3249 nucleotides. RefSeq names its product basic helix-loop-helix family member e40 (gene BHLHE40). The transcript is spliced from 5 exons. Gene Ontology annotation, cellular component: nucleus. Bases 346 to 1581 code for a protein of 411 amino acids. NCBI's taxonomy places the organism in Eukaryota, Metazoa, Chordata, Testudines, Cheloniidae. The record is from RefSeq and is a predicted model, not a curated record. Gene Ontology annotation, biological process: anterior/posterior pattern specification; circadian regulation of gene expression; regulation of transcription by RNA polymerase II. Gene Ontology annotation, molecular function: RNA polymerase II cis-regulatory region sequence-specific DNA binding; protein dimerization activity; DNA-binding transcription factor activity, RNA polymerase II-specific.